AUGGGUGACUGGAGUUUCCUUGGCAACAUCCUCGAGGAAGUCAACGAGCAUUCUACUGUAAUUGGUAGGGUGUGGCUUACCGUACUCUUCAUCUUCCGAAUCCUCAUUCUGGGGACGGCCGCGGAGUUUGUGUGGGGCGACGAGCAGUCGGAUUACGUGUGCAACACGCAGCAGCCCGGUUGCGAGAACGUCUGCUACGACGAGGCCUUCCCUAUUUCGCACAUUCGCCUUUGGGUUCUCCAGAUCAUCUUCGUUUCCACCCCAUCUCUGGUGUACGUGGGCCAUGCCGUCCACCACGUACACAUGGAAGAGAAACGCAAGGAAAGAGAAGAGGCAGAACUCAACAGGCAGCAAGAGAUGAACGAGGAGAGGCUUCCGCUCGCACCUGAUCAGGGAAGCGUCCGCACGGCCAAGGAAACCAGCACGAAGGGCAGCAAGAAGUUCCGUCUGGAGGGCACGUUGUUGAGGACCUAUAUCUGUCACAUUAUCUUCAAGACUCUCUUUGAGGUAGGCUUUGUGGUCGGUCAAUACUACUUGUACGGCUUCCGAAUCUUACCGCUGUACAAGUGCAGCCGUUGGCCGUGCCCGAACACGGUCGACUGCUUCGUCUCGAGACCUACUGAAAAGACCGUCUUCAUCAUCUUCAUGCUGGCCGUGGCUUGCGUCUCCCUCUUCCUCAACUUUGUAGAAAUCAGCCAUUUGGGGUUGAAAAAGAUCCACUUCGCAUUUCGUAAGUCAGGCAAGUCCCAAGUCGAGGGACCCGGGGUUGCCGAGAAGGCGGUGUCCGCCAUCCAGAAGGUCAAAGGCUACAAGCUGUUGGAAGAGGACAAGACCACGUCGCAUUACUUCCCUUUGACAGAGGUAGCGGAGCAGUUGCCGGCACCCUACGAGCCAUUUGAGGAAAAAUCUGAUGGAGCAAGUGCAUCUAAGAAAGACGUGUCCAAGGUGUACGAUGAGAUGCUGCCAUCCUAUGCCCAGACUACCGUGAUAGGGCCGAGUGCGGCAGGCAUCCUACGCCGAGAUGAAGACAAGGACGAGCUGGCCAUGGAAGCCAGUGAGACGAUAGAAGAUACGAGACCCCUCAGCAGUCUAAGCAAGGCCAGCAGCCGUGCACGGUCGGAUGACUUGACAGUAUAA
Messenger RNA from Triplophysa dalaica, 1137 nucleotides. RefSeq names its product gap junction protein alpha 8 paralog b (gene gja8b). The record is from RefSeq and is a predicted model, not a curated record. Gene Ontology annotation, cellular component: connexin complex. Bases 1 to 1137 code for a protein of 378 amino acids. Lineage: Eukaryota; Metazoa; Chordata; Actinopteri; Cypriniformes; Nemacheilidae. The transcript has a single exon. Gene Ontology annotation, biological process: cell communication.